AUGAAUACGCCACUUCUCGUGCUUUCUGCGGUGCUGCUGAACUGCGUUUCCGGUGGGCUGCCUCGAGUUGAUGCACAAAUAGUCCCAGAAGUGCCUGCAGGCAAUACAAAUCUGACGCCAACGAAGUUUAACUGGGAUCGAAUCAAAUAUGUGCAUGCAUUCGGAGAUUCUUAUUCCUUCGUCCAGGGUACUCGUGGACGCGCGAAUUACAGUUUCAUCGGAGAUGCUCUGGACUUUGCUUUCACACCAGAAGAGCUGUUGACCAACGAGAUAAUACCGAGAUAUACGAGUUCCGAUGGCUCCAACUGGCUCGAGUUCUUGACCGGAUGUUUCUCAGGUAGACCAGCAAGAUGCAGGAGGCAGCUUUGGGACUUUGCCUUUGCAGGAGCAGAUAUUGACGCGAAUCUACUACCCUUGCACCACGACUAUACGGUGCCUCUGGUCGAUCAACUGAAGCAAUGGAGCACUUAUGCUGCAGACUCCAUCCCCCAUUCACCAGGACAGACGCUGGCGGCCUGGUGGAUCGGUAUCAACGAUACAGGAGACGCAGUCAACAAUGCCACAAUAGUCGACUCCAACGCGUUCUGGGAGCAAGAAGUGGCCUCUUACUUCAGGGCUGUACAAGUAGCCACAGAUCGUGGCCUACAUACCCACCUCUUCGUCAACGUUCCGCCAGGAGAACGCGCACCAUCCACCGUGAACAAUUCGACCAAGGCUGCCAUCCUCAAGGCGCAUAUAGCCCAGUUCAACUCUGUCCUUUCCUCCCACAUCAUCAGUUUUAAGAAAAGUAAUCCCCGAACUGAAGUAAUCACGUUCGAUGCCAACACAUGGUUCAACGCCGUCCUCGACGACCCUCUUUCAUAUGGGUUUACAAAUACGACUGGAUUCUGCAAGUGCGCUGAUCCCGCGGGAUUCUUCUGGUAUGACUCUGGCCACCCAACGGAACGCGUACACAGGCUCCUUGCAGAGGCUAUCGAAGCGAAGCUGCACGCACACAAGACGGCUUGA
Molecule: messenger RNA, 1008 nt
Organism: Cyclocybe aegerita
Lineage: Eukaryota; Fungi; Basidiomycota; Agaricomycetes; Agaricales; Hemipholiotaceae
Source: the annotation of a GenBank genome assembly